This is a messenger RNA of Gracilinanus agilis (Agile Gracile Mouse Opossum), 2174 nucleotides long. Its product is annotated as zinc finger protein OZF-like. The transcript is spliced from 4 exons. Gene Ontology annotation, molecular function: RNA polymerase II cis-regulatory region sequence-specific DNA binding; DNA-binding transcription factor activity, RNA polymerase II-specific. NCBI's taxonomy places the organism in Eukaryota, Metazoa, Chordata, Mammalia, Didelphimorphia, Didelphidae. Bases 2 to 1555 code for a protein of 517 amino acids. Gene Ontology annotation, biological process: regulation of transcription by RNA polymerase II. The record is from RefSeq and is a predicted model, not a curated record.
CAUGCUGGAGAAUGUGCAGAAUCUACUCUUUGUGGGGCUUCCAGUUCCUAGGGAAAAUUUUAACUCCUGUUUUCAGCAAGGGGAAACACCAUGGCUGCUAGAGCAAGAAGGCCCAAGGAGCUCCUGUCCAGAUGCAGAGACUAAUUUUGAAGUGAAGAAGAUGUGUACAAAGCUGAGCCUUUUGGUGGAAGGAUGUGGCACCCAAAGAUACAUGACUGAUGGUCUCUGUGAUUUCAUUUUGAAAGAAAACUGUGACUCUAAUAUGAAAGUAAAUAAAAAUCUAAAGAGUGACUGUGAAUUUGAUGAGACUUCAGAAAAAUUCAGCCUAUAUUCAGUUCUAAAUCAUCAUACAAAAUUGACCCUAGGAAAUGAGAGUUGUCAGGAUAAUAAAUGCAGCAAAUGCUUUCCUGAAGAAGUAGGACUUAUUCAGGCCCUUGAGAAAUCUCCUGAAAUCCCCCUGUAUCAACAUAACCUAUGGGGAAUGGCCUUUAGCUGGCAUUUAGACUUUAAUAGACAUCCAAAAAGUAAACAUGUAAAUAUGGUUUCUGUGAGUAAUAAAUGGAGGAGACCUUCCAGUCAGAACUCUGAAAUUGCUGUAGAUCAAUUAAUCCACUGUGGAGAGAAACCUUAUGAAUGUGAACAGGGUGGAAAGACUUUUACACAAAGGUGCCAUCUUGUUACUCAUCACACAGUCCACACUGGAGAGAAGCCUCAUGAAUGUAAACAGUGUGGAAAGACUUUCAAAAGGAAGAGUACUCUCGCUGCACAUCAGAGAAUCCACACUGGAGAUAAACCUUAUGGAUGUAAACAGUGUGGAAAGGCUUUUACACAGAGGGGCUGUCUUACUGUUCAUCAGAGAAUUCACACUGGAGAGAAACCUUAUGAAUGUACAUACUGUGGGAAGACUUUCACUUUUAGGAGCACUCUUGCUGAACAUCAGAGAAUCCACACUGGAGAGAAACCUUAUGAAUGUAAACAGUGUGGAAAGGCUUUUAAAAGGAGGGACUCUCUUGCCAGACAUCAGAGAAUCCACACUGGAGAGAAACUUUAUGAAUGUAAACAGUGUGGAAAGACUUUCACUUUUAGGAGCAAUCUUGCAAAACAUCAGAGAAUCCAUACUGGAGAGAAACCUUAUGAAUGUAAACAGUGUGGAAAGACUUUUAUACGGAGGGACUCUCUUGCUAGACAUCAGAGAAUCCAUACUGGAGAGAAACCUUAUGAAUGUAAACAGUGUGGAAAGACUUUCACAGAGAGGGGCCAACUUGCCAGACAUCAGAGAAUCCACACUGGAGAGAAACCCUAUGAAUGUAAACAGUGUGGAAAGGCUUUCAAAGAGAGUGGCCAUCUUGCCAGACAUCAGAAAAUCCACACUAGAGAAAAGUCUUAUGAAUAUAAACACUCUGGAAAGGAUUUCACACAGAGGGGUGAUCUUGCUGUACAUCAGAAAAUCCACACUGGAGAGAAGUCAUAUGAAUGUAAACACAGUGGAAAGACUUUCACACAGAGGCACAAUAUUACUUUACUUAAGAGAUUCCACAAUGGAGAGGUCUUCUGAAUGUAAACACUGUAGAAAGGCUUUCACAAAUAGACCUAGUCUUGUAUAUCAGGGAAUCCACACAUGAAUGUACACAAUGAGGAAAGACUUUCAUAAGGAAGAGCACUCUAGCUGCACAUCAGAGAAUCCACACUGGAGAUAAACCUUAUGGAUGUAAACAGUGUGGAAAGGCUUUUACACAGAGGGGCUGUCUUACUGUUCAUCAGAGAAUUCACACUGGAGAGAAUCCUUAUGAAUAUAAACAAUGUGGAAGGACUUUCAAGAGGAAGAUCACUCUUGCUGCACAUCAGACAAUCUGAAGGUUACUGAAGAGUAACCUUCUUGAAUGUAAACAGUGUGGAAAAGUCUUUCACAGGGAGGAGCAAUUUUGGUGCACAUAAGAGAAUCUACACUGUAGAGAAACCUUAUAAAUGUAAACAAUGUAGAAAGGCCUUCACACAUAGGAAUAGUCUUGCCAGACAUCAGAAGGUCCACACUAGAGAGAACCCUUUUGAGUGUAAGCAAUGUGGAAAGACUCACAAGGAACAGCACUCUUGCCAUAUAUCAGACAGUCCACCCUGGAAGUGAAGAUUAUAAAUGUAAACUGUGGAAAGGCUUUCACAGAGUUGGUCCAUCUUAC